AGAGCCCGCAUGAAAACAGCUAAGGCUAAAUAUUGUCUAAAUAUUGUCUUUCAUUGAUAUAUUAAAAAAAAACUUUCGUAAAAAAAUUUCUUUUUCCUAUUCCAACAGUAAGAUGCCAAACAAAAAGUACGAGACGAUUACAAACGAUGAAGACGAUACCACAGAUUCCUGUCAUCCGUCGAUGUCGGCCAAUUUUCUCUCUCUUCUUUCCUUCUGGUGGAUGAAUAGUGUCUUUAAAAUUGGAAGCAAGCGACCUUUAAAGCAAUCGGAUUUCCUGCCGCUUCAUGAGAAAGACAGGACACGUGACCUAACAGAGCGACUCCAGAAGGAAUGGAACGACCAUGUACAAGAAUGCAACAUGACUGAGGGAAAACAACCCAAACUUUGGAAAUGUGUUUUGAGAACGAUUUCCUGUAAAGAAAUUUUAUUCCUCAUCAGUUUUUGGCUCUUGGAAUCUAUCUGCCGUGUCUCGCAGCCACUCGUUCUUGGUUUUCUCCUCCGUUUGUUAAGCUGUCGCCAGAGAGAUCGGCCUCUUGCAAACGCAUUUUGUUUUCUCCUAUCACUGAGUGGACUGUCAACUGCCUUAACUCAUUACUCAGCUUACAGAUUCGAGUUGCUUGGUAUGAGGCUGAGUAGUGCCAUUAAAGGAAUUGUUUACCUCAAGAUUCCACUGAUCAGUCAGCAAAGCCUCCGAGAAACAACAACAGGCAAUGUUAUUCACCUCAUUUCGAAUGACGUGCAAAGAAUCGAGCUGGCCCCCAGAUGGAUAUUCACCGCCUUCAUGUCGAUAUUAGAGCUCGCAGCUGUGGUGUGCUUGUUGCUGUAUCUGAUUGGCUGGCAGCCUGUGACGGGAAUUCUCUUUCUACUGCUGUUACUUCCAUGCUUCGUGAUCAUCUCAGCUCUCUGCGCUCAGCUGCGCCAGGACACCGCUGUCGUAACAGACCGCCGUAUUUCACUGAUGAACGAGCUGGUGACUGGGAUUCGUGCUCUUAAGACGCAUGCGUGGGAAGACAACUACAGAGAAAAAGUUGAAGAAGUUAGAAGGAGUGAAAUUGGGAUUAUUCUAAAAAAGAGCGCCCUCUUGUCGGUCAUUGAAAGUUUUCUCUUCGUGGCAGGGACCGUGGCAACAUUCAUAGCGGUGUUCGCCCUCGUUUCCACCAAUCAUGUUCUCACACCUUCCACAGCCUUUAUGGUACUCGCUUUCAUGAACGUUCUCCGAAUUACGUUAUCCCUAAGGUUAGGUAACGCUAUUCCGCUAGCAUUUGAGUUGCUAGUCUCCCUCGAAAGGAUUGAAAGUUUUCUACUGUUAGAUAACAUGCCACUAGAUCCACUGGAAUACAACCAAAGUUGCAGUGGACGCGAGAGUAUUUCCAAACGUGCAAGUAUUCACGCGCCAGUGCUGGUGAGGGGACCAACAUCAAGGCGCGAAGACGUUGAGCAACUGGAUGUUCUUCCAGAGAAACACAAUGUUAACUUAUCAGUUUCAAGUCUCUCUUGCAAACUCUAUGAAUCGGGUGAAAAGUAUUUGCUUCAAGAAGUCAGUUUUGAGGCAUCUAAAAGCAGUCUUACAGUCAUCACUGGUCAGGUUGGCAGUGGAAAGUCGACACUUCUGGCGGCGAUCGCAGGUGAAGUAAUCCAGUCGAGCGGUAACAUAGUCUGCUCUGGAACAAUAGCUUACGUUUCCCAAACGGCUUGGGUUUUCUCUGGUACUCUUAGAGAAAACGUGUUAUUUGGUGAGCCGUACGAUGAGAAGAAAUACGCUGACGUUAUUGAGGCAUGCGCGCUGAACGAAGACGUUAACAGAUUUUCAAAUGGUGAUCUCUCAUUUGUUGGAGAACACGGUGUUGCCAUGAGCGGAGGUCAGCGGGCUCGUCUAAACCUGGCACGCGCAGUGUACGCAGAUGCAGAUGUGUAUCUAUUGGACGAUCCACUAAGCGCUGUAGAUGCCAAAGUCAGUGAACACAUAUUUGACCAAUGUGUUUGCAAACUGCUAAAAGAAAAGGUUAUAAUCUUGGCGACAUACGCAGAGAAGCACAUGAAAGCAGCAGACCAAGUUGUGGUUCUCCACAAAGGGUCCUUACUAGCCAAAGGCAGCUUCAAUGAACUGCAAGAUGACGAACUGAAGAUUCUUGAUUCCAUCAAAGAUUCCACAGAAACUUCCAACAAAAAAACGUCGAGUGGAAGGACAACAGAUGAAAAUGAGAUAGAUCACUCUGAUCCUAAACCAGUCAUUGAUACUUAUGAUGAGGAUCUGGAGAUCUCUGAAGAAGACAAGGCCACUGGUAGUAUUUCAUUUCGGCUGUAUUGGGAUUACUUCAGAGCUGGCCUACAUCCCGUCUUAAUGAUCUCCGUGGUUCUCCUUUUCCUAGGAACGCAAGGCUUAUCAUACAACAAGGUUAAAAUAUCAAUGCAUAGCUUUCUUUCUGUUCUUUCUCUUUUUCUUUACAGGAGUGAAAUUGGGAUUAUUCUAAAAAAGAGCGCCCUCUUGUCGAUCAUUGAAAGUUUUCUCUUCGUGGCAGGGACCGUGGCAACAUUCAUAGCGGUGUUCGCCCUCGUUUCCACCAAUCAUGUUCUCACACCUUCCACAGCCUUUAUGGUACUCGCUUUCAUGAACGUUCUCCGAAUUACGUUAUCCCUAAGGUUAGGUAACGCUAUUCCGCUAGCAUUUGAGUUGCUAGUCUCCCUCGAAAGGAUUGAAAGUUUUCUACUGUUAGAUAACAUGCCACUAGAUCCACUGGAAUACAACCAAAGUUGCAGUGGACGCGAGAGUAUUUCCAAACGUGCAAGUAUUCACGCGCCAGUGCUGGUGAGGGGACCAACAUCAAGGCGCGAAGACGUUGAGCAACUGGAUGUUCUUCCAGAGAAGCACAAUGUUAACUUAUCAGUUUCAAGUCUCUCUUGCAAACUCUAUGAAUCGGGUGAAAAGUAUUUGCUUCAAGAAGUCAGUUUUGAGGCAUCUAAAAGCAGUCUUACAGUCAUCACUGGUCAGGUUGGCAGUGGAAAGUCGACACUUCUGGCGGCGAUCGCAGGUGAAGUAAUCCAGUCGAGCGGUAACAUAGUCUGCUCUGGAACAAUAGCUUACGUUUCCCAAACGGCUUGGGUUUUCUCUGGUACUCUGAGAGAAAACGUGUUAUUUGGUGAGCCGUACGAUGAGAAGAAAUACGCUGACGUUAUUGAGGCAUGCGCGCUGAACGAAGACGUUAACAGAUUUUCAAAUGGUGAUCUCUCAUUUGUUGGAGAACACGGUGUUGCCAUGAGCGGAGGUCAGCGGGCUCGUCUAAACCUGGCACGCGCAGUGUACGCAGAUGCAGAUGUGUAUCUAUUGGACGAUCCACUAAGCGCUGUAGAUGCCAAAGUCAGUGAACACAUAUUUGACCAAUGUGUUUGCAAACUGCUAAAAGAAAAGGUUAUAAUCUUGGCGACAUACGCAGAGAAGCACAUGAAAGCAGCAGACCAAGUUGUGGUUCUCCACAAAGGGUCCUUACUAGCCAAAGGCAGCUUCAAUGAACUGCAAGAUGACGAACUGAAGAUUCUUGAUUCCAUCAAAGAUUCCACAGAAACUUCCAACAAAAAAACGUCGAGUGGAAGGACAACAGAUGAAAAUGAGAUAGAUCACUCUGAUCCUAAACCAGUCAUUGAUACUUAUGAUGAGGAUCUGGAGAUCUCUGAAGAAGACAAGGCCACUGGUAGUAUUUCAUUUCGGCUGUAUUGGGAUUACUUCAGAGCUGGCCUACAUCCCGUCUUAAUGAUCUCCGUGGUUCUCCUUUUCCUAGGAACGCAAGUUGUCAUGGUGUCCCCUGACGUAUGGCUCUCUCAUUUAUCCAAGAAGACCUUGAAAUACCAACAGCACACUUCAACCUUGAGCAUUUACGCAUGCCUCGUGUCAGCCGCCUUCGUUUUUGCUAUCAUCCGCGGCUAUGUUUUCUUCCGUGUUUGCCUCAGAUCUUCCGAAAAACUCCAUGACAAAAUGAUAACCUGUGCCUUACGAGCUCCAUUACUAUUUUUUGACACAAACCCCGCAGGGCGAAUAUUGAACAGAUUUUCCAAAGACAUCGGCUGCAUUGACGAGGUUCUGCCCAAAACCUUCCUCUUGGCCAUCCAGAUGAUUCUGUUCGUGUUUACAGCAGCACUAUUGCCCUCGUUUACCAACUACUGGCUGUGUCUCGUUUCCCUGCCCGUAUUCAUUAUCUUUCUUUAUGUGGCGUACUAUUACUUGAAGACCUCGCGGGAAUUGAAGAGAUUAGAGUCCAUCUGUCGUAGUCCUGUUUUCUCUCACUUUUCAGAGACCAUGGCUGGCCUGGACACCAUUCGAACACGGAAACGAGAAAGAGAUUUCAUAGAACAGUUAUACCGGCAUCAAGAUCUACACAAUCAGGCGUUUUCGAUGGUAGCAGCAACAAGUCGUUGGCUUGGAGUCAGAGCUGAUGUUCUGUGCUCAUUGUUUAUCACUUCAAUUGCAUUGGUCGCCGUUCUUGUUUGUGAGAAUCCAGCAUUAGCUGGACUCGCUCUUGCCUACGUCAUUGAAACUGCUAAUAUUUCCCAAUAUGCCGUGCGACAGUUUUCAGAGGUUGAGAACCUAAUGACGUCAGUCGAGCGAGUUUUGACGUACACAAACAUUGAACCAGAGCCAGGAUACAAUAUCAAAACGCUUCCACCAACCAACUGGCCCCAUGACGGUCACGUGAGUUUCAGAAAUGUUGUCUUGAGGUAUUACCCAGGUGGACCACAAGUGUUGAAAAAUCUAAGCUUUGAAAUUGAAGGAAAAACUAAACUUGGUAUCGUAGGCCGAACGGGAGAUGGAAAGUCGUCUAUUGUGGCAGCUCUUUUACGCAUGCCUGAAGCUGAAGGGGAGAUAUUCAUUGACGAUGUGUGUAUUAACAGAAUUCAGCUGCAGGAAUCGAGAAGAUGUAUUUCUGUUCUCAGCCAAUCGCCUGUUCUCUUCUGUGGAACUCUUAGAAAAAACCUGGAUCCUCUGGAGGAGCACAGAGACGAUGAGCUAUGGAACGUUCUUCAAGAAGUAAAAUUAAAUGGUUUAGUUGAAAACCUCGAGGGGAAACUUGAGUUCGAACUUUUAGAGAAAGGCGAAAACCUCAGUGUCGGUGAACGGCAGUUGAUCUGCUUGGCUCGCACCUUACUACAACAGAGUAAGAUUGUCAUCUUAGAUGAACCGACAGCACAUGUAGAUCCUAAUACUGAGAGAACAAUUUGGAGUACAGUGCACGACAAAAUGAAGAACUCCACUAUCAUCACUAUAGCUCAUCGGUUGAACACCGUCAAAGACUGCGACGUAAUCUUAGUGUUAAGAGAAGGCCAGGUAGCUGAGUUGGACAGCUUUAAAGUUCUUAUAAGCCGGGAAGGUGGUAUUUUUUACAACAUGGUCGCCUCUCAAAAUUUAUCCUUUAGCACAUAAUUUCUGUAGAGUCGAUAUAGCUUAGGCAGAAAUUAAAUAAUAAUCAGAACUUCAAAAUCAUUCAGGUUACUAUUUUCAAUUUCAAAACAGGAGAGAAAAGACAC
Messenger RNA from Orbicella faveolata, 5514 nucleotides. RefSeq names its product ATP-binding cassette sub-family C member 4-like. Gene Ontology annotation, molecular function: ATP hydrolysis activity; ABC-type transporter activity; ATP binding. The record is from RefSeq and is a predicted model, not a curated record. Gene Ontology annotation, biological process: transmembrane transport. Gene Ontology annotation, cellular component: membrane. NCBI's taxonomy places the organism in Eukaryota, Metazoa, Cnidaria, Anthozoa, Scleractinia, Merulinidae.